Olea europaea var. sylvestris is the source of this 819-nucleotide messenger RNA. RefSeq names its product eukaryotic translation initiation factor 1A. Gene Ontology annotation, biological process: translational initiation. The transcript has 2 exons. The record is from RefSeq and is a predicted model, not a curated record. Lineage: Eukaryota; Viridiplantae; Streptophyta; Magnoliopsida; Lamiales; Oleaceae. The coding region runs from base 128 to 565 and encodes 145 amino acids. Gene Ontology annotation, molecular function: RNA binding; translation initiation factor activity. Gene Ontology annotation, cellular component: cytoplasm.
GCUCGUGGUCCUUUUAUAAGGUUAGCCAAACAUGGUGUUAUUCAAAGCUCAGAAAGGAACUCAAAAUCUCGAUAUUGAGAUAAGAAUACUGAAAUAAUCGAGACGUGCGAUCUAGGGUUUCUGCGAGAUGCCUAAGAACAAGGGUAAGGGAGGGAAGAAUCGGAAGAGGGGAAAGAACGAGGCGGAUGAUGAGAAGCGUGAACUCGUAUUCAAAGAGGAUGGCCAGGAGUACGCACAGGUGCUUCGUAUGCUCGGAAAUGGCCGAUGCGAAGCCAUGUGUAUAGACGGCACGAAGCGCCUCUGCCAUAUCCGUGGAAAGAUGCAUAAAAAAGUCUGGAUCGCUGCUGGUGAUAUCAUCCUCGUCGGACUUCGUGAUUACCAAGAUGAUAAGGCUGAUGUAAUCCUCAAGUACAUGCCGGAUGAAGCAAGAUUAUUGAAGGCUUAUGGUGAACUGCCGGAGAGCACGAGGCUGAAUGAAGGUAUUGCUGGUGGUCUUGAUGAGGAGGAUGAUGGUGCCGGAGAUGAUUACAUUGAAUUUGAGGACGAGGACAUUGACAAAAUCUAGAGACUCUGAAACUUGGUACAUUGUCUGUGGAAGUCUGGUGAUUUACAAAAUGGUGCAUUCUAUGAUUAUUAUAUGACCUUUUAUAUUUGUACCAACAUGGAUGAAAUAAUAGUAAACUACCUUCAUGUUUCUUUAAUCACAUGCUUUGAUUUUUGAAAUGUUAGAAAUAUGAAAAUUUCAUAAUUGUCUUGCAUAUUCUGAUUGUGUAUGAAAACAGUUUCUGCCUUCAAUUUAGUGCAAGAUUUUGUUGCUAA